Messenger RNA from Pocillopora damicornis (cauliflower coral), 2333 nucleotides. RefSeq names its product tetratricopeptide repeat protein 16. NCBI's taxonomy places the organism in Eukaryota, Metazoa, Cnidaria, Anthozoa, Scleractinia, Pocilloporidae. Gene Ontology annotation, molecular function: protein binding. The record is from RefSeq and is a predicted model, not a curated record.
CAAACAUGGCGUCUGGCUUGGCGGAAAUACUAAGUUAACAAUUUAAGUGUGAAUUUAUCAACGUUGUGAUUCCACAAAAGAAAAAGAGCAGCAACAGUAGAUACAGAAAAUGCCAAUUGAUGCAUCAGUCAGACUUUCUUCAGAAAAUGAAAAUGGAAAUGCAGAGGAAAAAAGCGAUGUUCCCUCUCUACAAACUGCUCUUGUAAAAUUUGUUGAACCACACUCAGAAUCGGACGAAAACAAUGGCGAAGAGCCUUCGCCUCUUAGCCGCGAGGUUACCAAAGAAAUACGGAAGAGAAGGAAGACUAUAGUUAAUUCGUUUCGACUGGCAGAGCUAGUUCCAACUACGAACACUCCUCACUCAAAUUACCGGAGAAAGUCGAUUGUUGUGUUAACAACAGAAACUGUCAUAGACGCCAAAGCUGAACAACAUUUCACUGAAGGCCUAACAUUUGCUGAAUUAGAAGAUCAUAACCAAGCCAUAACAUCCUACAAUAAAGCUAUUUCUCUGAAGCCAGACAUUGUGAAAAAUUAUAUUGCAAGAGGGGAGAGUUACUUACAGAUCUGUGACUUUCAGUCAGCAAUUUUAAACUUUAAAAAAGCAUGUAUAUUGGAUCCAGAUAAUGAUUUGACUUAUUCUAGAUUAGCAUUCCUUUACUUUUUACAAGGACAAUGUUUAUUUGAUGAAAAACUUUACAGUGAAGCAUUGGAAUCAUUUUCUAGAGCAGCUGAGAUGAAACCUGAGGUGAUUGGUUAUCACACAAGGAGUGUGGCUUGCUUGGCUGCUCUUCAAAGACAUGGAGAAUGUUUAGCACUUGUUAAUAAACGACUUGAAGAAGAAACUGAGAACCCAGACCUUUUCAUCAUGAGAGCCAGACUUCAUGAACUGUUCCGUAAUUCAACUCUUUGCUACUAUGAUGUCAAAGAUGCACUUGCACUAGCUCCAGAUAACACAGAAGCUAAAACUCUUAUGGCAUCACUUGAAAAGAGGGCAAAGGACAGCAGACAACAGGCCAUACAGUUACAUUUGGUUGGUAAGGUAAAAGAGGCUCUCUCCAAAAUCUCCAUUGCUAUUGAAACUAAUCCAUCCAUGGCAGAAUUCCACGUCUUUCGUGGCAGUCUUCAUAGAAGGAUGUCUGAUUUCAAUGCUGCUAUAGAUGAUUAUCUACUAGCCAUGGAUAAAACUGAUCACGAGGAAUCAAAUGAGACAUACAAGGAGGCACAGAGACAGUUACUUCUCUGUUAUAAUGACUUUGCUGUGGAAUGCUUCAGGAAAGAAUUCUAUGAUGAAGCAGUUGUUCUACUGAACAAAGCGAUCAAAGGGGAGAAGAAAGAAAAAGGACUGUAUAUCAAUAGAGGAGAUUGUUUCUUCCGGCUGAAUGAGCUGCACUUUGCUCUUUCCGACUACCAGCAAGCAUUGGAGAUGGACAGCAGUGAUUGGUCCGUGAGAUGCCGACUGUCUAUUGUUUAUAAUGAGUUUGGUAUACUGGAGUAUUACGACAGACAUUAUUUGGAGGCUAUUGAUCAUCUUACCACGUGUAUCCGCUACAACCCCCGCAUUGGAGCUUACUACCUGUCACGCGCCAGGGCUCGGUACAUGAUCGAGGAUUUGGACGGAGCUCGGUAUGAUGUUCUUAUUUCACUAUCUUUGGAUCCAGAAAACAAAGAGGUUGUCUCCAUAUUUUCGCGCCUUUUUCCUGGGAGAUCAAUCACUGACGUCAUGAAGAGUCACAUGGGAAUAACAGCGGCGCGUCAGGCCGAGGCUUCCAUCAGAGAAACAAACAGCUAUCAAGAGCUGUCUCAGCAUGCUACAGGUGCGAAGAAUUCAGAGACAGCUGCCAGAUUUAGUGGCAAAUCAAUUCUCCCUCCAAUUCGUGGCUCGGUAUUCCCUGAAAUGCGAGUUUGUAUGGAGGAACAGGAUUUCCACAUCAAUAUUAUAAAGGGGAAGAAAAAGGCUACGAAAAUGGUACAUAAGGCUCUUAGUACUCGCCAAGAUCUGUCAUUCAGAGGUCCAAGAGUCCAGUCCACAUUGGGUAGUUUAACAAUCCCAACAGAAAGAAGUGUAGUGAAGUUCGAUGGGCUGUCUGAUAAGAGAACAAAAGAUCAGAAGGCUUUGGCUUAUCUUGCUUAAUAACUUGGUCAAAGAGAUUGAGGUGUCAUGGAGAAAAAGAAAGAAUGAUCAGGAAAAUUACAGAACUAGAAUAAUCAAGACAACUGUGGUUGAACUGUUUUAUGACUGGCAAUGGCGUUUGAGUCAGAAAUAUAGCUUUAAGCCGAUAUUUUUAUAAAAAAUAGUUUUUGUUUUUGGUCUUCUGUGGAUCAGUUCAGUAUCU